This is a messenger RNA of Cutaneotrichosporon oleaginosum, 323 nucleotides long. NCBI's taxonomy places the organism in Eukaryota, Fungi, Basidiomycota, Tremellomycetes, Trichosporonales, Trichosporonaceae. The record is from RefSeq and is a predicted model, not a curated record.
CCCACACCCUACAACCUACAAUCAUGAAGUUCUUCGCUGCCGCCUCGCUCGCCCUCCUCUCCUUCGCUGUCGCGAACCCCACUCCCAACGCCGCGGGCGACGAAGCCGCCGCUGCCGAGCAGGGCCUCGCCGCACGCGACCUCGACCUGGGCAAGCGCGACUGCUCGUACCGCACGAUCUGCACUUGCGACGGCCAGCCGGCCGACAUCUUCUGCGGCCGCGGCUCCUCGCCUCGUGGCGGCUGGUGCCUCGAGGGCUACGUCUACCAGUGCGACGGUGAGGGCAACACGUGCCGCUACGGCCCGCGCGACGACUGCAACUAG